Molecule: messenger RNA, 2086 nt
Organism: Mercenaria mercenaria
Lineage: Eukaryota; Metazoa; Mollusca; Bivalvia; Venerida; Veneridae
Exons: 8
Coding region: 320-1711 (463 amino acids)
Source: RefSeq, a predicted model, not a curated record
UCAAACAUACGUAAAGUUCUUCUACCGGGUGAUUUUUAAUCUCAUAUAUAAAUGAGUCGCGGAGAAAAAUCUGCGAAGCUUCAAGCGGUGGACGUGCCGAUUUAUAGCGAAUUAAUAGAUACAAAGGACAUUUUCAGUGAGUAGGAAUAUUUGCUGAAGUUCUUAACGAUAGAAACAGAAGUUAUAUUUGAAAAAUCUAAUACGGAUUUUUUACUUAUAAUUGUGAUGCUGCUGUCGUGCCAGGCAUUUUCAUGUAUUAUAGUUUUGGAAAUUUUCGUUUAAUGUUGGAGUUUAAUGUGGAUAUUUAAUUAAUCAUACAAUGAAUAACGUACCAGUGAUUACUGUAGACGGUCUUGGAGAAAAAGGAGGAAGUGAGGAAGAACACCAUGGCGACAUACCUAACACAGCCUGGCAAGAGAAUGGGAGAGUGAAGUUAGACCCUGUGCAUGUUGGGCCUCAUUUAGUCUCAAGCGGAUGGAUGAGAGCUGUAGACGCUCAAGGAAAACACACUUUACCAGGGCUUAAUCCUAAAACAUCAACCGGCCGCAGAAAAAGCAUGUUUGUUAGAAGCAGUGUCAGAAAUAGUUCGGAAAGUGCCAUAACAAACAUUGGAAGGGUUCCUCUUGUAAAAAAGAACAGUCUGCCAGAAUCAUUUCCGCACAGGAAGUCCAGUGUGCAUGAAAAUAUUGGAGUUGUCCGCAGACGACUGUCAGGACUUAAAGCGGAAAUAGAUGUCUCGGCGGCGUUUGUUAAAGUACUAACUAGACAUGGAAGUGCAAGGCCAAGAACGCCAAGAAAACCCAAGGUGCCACCUCUUCUACGGUUUAAAGGUUAUGUUAGACUGGUACUAAUUUGUGUUCGCUUGUGCAAGUACAGCCAUGAAAAUGUGGAGGCAUCGAAGAGCGAGUACCUGUCAAUAAUUCAGGUAUCAGAGGACUAUGUCACAUCUACCGCCGACCCCGACGGCAUUUUCUUCGAUCCGACUUUGUUUCGAGCUAAUAAAGAGCAAAGACUUCCAGCAGACGCAAGAAAAAUUCUACAAAAAGACUUCAGGAUGCGUACUGAAAAGGAAAUUGAUUAUCUUCAUCUUGUUCUGAGAUCUAUAAAAGCGUUCGCGGAGUAUCCAAACACCAUGCAGAAACAGCUGUGUCGUGUUGGUUGGUACGAGGUUUGCAAGGUAGGAUUCUAUUUCUUUGAAUUCAAAAGAGAAAAUUCUAUUUCAGAAUACGACAAGAAGCUACUGGAUGAUAGAAAGAUAGGACGCAAGACUAUAACGGACGAGUUAGAUAAUAAAAUGAUAAAAGAUUUCACUCUGACUGAGAAAGAUAUACGACCAAUGUUCGUUCAAGUACAAUUCUCGAAAGAGGCAAAUUUUUUUCAGGGACUUACAAAAACAGUAUUCCCAGAACAGGCGGAGAGUUUUAGUGUCGUUUCAAAUGGUGCUGAAUGUAUUAUGAUUUCUAAGAAAUUCUUUUUGGAGAAAGCAAAUGAAAAUACUAUGUACCAUCUCCGUCAAGUUGAAACACUACUUCCGCCGGAAGAGGAACUACAAACGAACUUGCAGGACUUUGUAGACUGGAAAGCACAUAGAGUUCGGGUAUAUAACCGUUUAGUGCAAAAUAAACAUAAAAGGACCGCGCUGAAACAACAGUUUCCUACCCCUGGUGGACAGUACUGCUUUCGGACAGGACCAACUGUUAGAAUAGAUUAAAUAUUUUAGAUGUAAUCUGUCGGUAACUUCUGUUGAAAGAAAUUAAACAGUUAAAAGGCAUCAUUAAUUUGACAGUAUUGUCGUUCAUGGCAGCUUCUCAGUCUGGUCAUGAAAACAUUACCAAGGAGACCAAGAGCAGACGAAUCACCAGACUACGUUCUUUCCGGCUCAGCAUGUUGGUUGCGAACGACAAGUACAAAAUUAAGUCUCUCUGUGUGUGCACUCUUGAAAGAAAUGAUUGGCUGUCAAAUGUUUUUUCGUAUAUAGUUCUGUUUUGUCUAUUUAUUUGUUUUACAUUUUGUUUUAUGUCUAGUAGAAUUAUGUGUUCCAAAAGUUUGUCGGUCUAAUAUUAAACUGUUAGGAAUAACAACUGAA